ACACUUCGCUUGCACGUCGGACGCUGACAUGGCGCAUCUACUGCUGUUGCUGAUAUGUCUGACCCCCCAGCUGGCUGCUUACAUAAUUAUGGUCCUCUUACUGCUUCAGAUUGGACAUCGACAGGUGCACAAGAACUUGUUUUCGAUCCCCCCCGGGCCGAGACUCAGGAAGGAGGGGCGGCCAUGGUAUGUAACCUGUUUUGUCAACGGAAUUGAAGACCCACGACAGAAAAAGGUAGAAUGGGUGGAUCCUGACGGAGACGUAAUUGAAUAUUAUGACAGGAGAUUGGGAGGCUCAAGCAACGGUCACGUGUUGGGGUUCCGGGAAUACUGGGACGAUUACGUCAAGAAUACAGGGAAUUAUACAUGCAGUGCAACAAUCGCAGGGAAGACUGUGAAGAAAACUAUCUGGGUGGAUUUCUCAGAUGACCAAGCUGUCGGUAUCUACCCAAGUAAAAAUAACAGUAUAUCGCGAAUCGAAGGAACGGGUAAACUGGUUCUCACCUGUAAAGCCAUAGGCUUUUCAGCCUCAGACACCAAGUUGGAAUGGAUGGAUCCUAACUACAGAACCAUUGGACAUGACCAAACCACCAGCAGGAUCCACACAGAACAACUGUCUCUGAGAACACGUCUGCACUUUGAUGACGUCAAGGUUGAAGACCAUGGACUAUACACAUGCCGUGUGAUUACUGGUGGUCUCACAAUAGUGAAACAAGUACAGGUCAACGUCUACGGAAUAUCUAUCUUCCCAUCACAAAGUCCUCUAAGAGUGAUGAAGAAGACAGACAUAUCUUUGCACUGCCAGGUGACCAAACCAUCAGGAGCGAAACGUGUAACUGUAUCGUGGAUGCACUCAUACUCCAUUAAAGUAUCCCCUUACGACCCAAAGAAAACGAACAGGAUAUUCUCACGGAACAGCUCUUUGGGGAGCACUAUGUACAUUGACGACCUGGCCGAUGCCGACAACCGAACACACACGUGUCAAGUCUGGAUCGACGGAAACUUUCUCCUACGUGAAAUAAGCCUCCAAUUUUUCGAUCCCCCCCCGAAAUUGUUAUUACUCCAGUAGAAGAGAGUAUACGGCGAAUGAAAGACACUACCACAUCGAUAUAUUGCAAAUCAAAGGGACUUUCAGAUACGCAGCUGCACAAUGCCAAGUUCGAGUGGUUGGACAAACACGACAAUGUCAUUGGACCCUUCAUCGAAGAUGAUCCCAUACGCAACAGGGUCUACGCAAUGCACCUGCCCGAUGGAACACGUCUUCAGCUUAAUCAACUGACCAGUGAAGAGCAAGGAACGUACACCUGUAGAUGGAGAGUCGGGGACAACAUCAUGAUUAGUGAGAUUCACCUGAUUAUCUACGGUAAGCCAGAGGCACCGACGAAUCUUCAAGCCGCAGAUGCCGACACCAGUUCCAUUACAAUCACCUGGGAGAAAGGGUACAACGGAGACUCCAAGCAACGUUUCAACAUAGAAUACAGACAGCGUGACGGACGUGACGGACAAUGGACCACCCACCCCACCGUGCCACGGGACCUCCACGCCCUUGAACUAACACUGGGUGGUCUCAAAACUGCAACAGUCUACGAGAUUAGGAUAAAUGCUAUGAAUAAAUAUGGUUCCAGUAGCUACGCGUCAGUCAGUGUGACAACGUUUUGACGGAUGCAGCACCGACCCUUGAUGCCAGAACAACACGGGGUUAAUCUUACAGCAUGAUGAUGCAAAACCCGAUCGUAAUCUGACCUGAAUAUUUUCAUCUUUGCCACUAUUUGCAGUCUAAUAAAUAUUGUUGAAGCACGACGGUUA
Molecule: messenger RNA, 1806 nt
Organism: Haliotis rubra (blacklip abalone)
Lineage: Eukaryota; Metazoa; Mollusca; Gastropoda; Lepetellida; Haliotidae
Exons: 12
Coding region: 29-1069 (346 amino acids)
Biological process (GO): interleukin-15-mediated signaling pathway; positive regulation of ERK1 and ERK2 cascade; T cell activation
Cellular component (GO): external side of plasma membrane; membrane raft
Molecular function (GO): protein tyrosine kinase binding; MHC class II protein binding
Source: RefSeq, a predicted model, not a curated record